This is a messenger RNA of Achroia grisella, 549 nucleotides long. RefSeq lists its product as uncharacterized. Gene Ontology annotation, molecular function: structural constituent of chitin-based larval cuticle. Gene Ontology annotation, cellular component: chitin-based extracellular matrix. The coding region runs from base 80 to 538 and encodes 152 amino acids. Lineage: Eukaryota; Metazoa; Arthropoda; Insecta; Lepidoptera; Pyralidae. The transcript is spliced from 4 exons. The record is from RefSeq and is a predicted model, not a curated record.
GACUUAUACGAGAACUUGUGUGUUGGACCAGCAACACGGACGAACCGUGGCAACGUGCUUAAUAUUUUGUCACAUAGAAAUGGAUCUAUUCAAGAUUAUAUUUACUAUUUUGCCGUGGAUGUGCGAAACAAGAAUGAUAUGGACACCAAGACAGGGUAGACUCAGUUCAGCUAUUUCCGUACCUAGUUAUUACUACACAAAUAUUGAUGGAUAUCCUGGUACAUAUUCCUUCGGCUAUGAUACAUAUGAUGCUGCGACGGGCAACAUGCAGUUCCGUACAGAAGAAAGGUACCCCAAUGGUACAGUGGUCGGCAGUUACGGAUACGUGGAUCCCCGAGGAAGAACCCAACGUUACACUUACAUAGCUGAUGAGAAAGGAUACAGAUUAAUAAGCAAUUCACCCAAGUCAACCACAAGACCACCUGCUAAGAUUAAUGACAUUCCUACGGAACCUUCUAUAACCUGGACGAGGCCUAAGAAAAAUAAAAAUAAAAUGGGGGGCAGUUAUUUAGUUAAAUUACCUAUAAAAACAAAAUGACUGUAACUUGC